GCACUCGCAUCUGCACUCGCAUCGGCACCACAUCCCAUCCCGUCUUGCUUGGCAGCCGUCCGUGGGGGGUGCUGGAGCGCGCCGACCUUCUUCGGAACAUCGCUCGCCGAUUGGGGCAAGGGCCGCCUGUCCGCCUCGACCCUUGCCGCCCGCCCACUCUGGCUCGUUUCUUCGCUUCGUGCGCUCAUCGACCAACGUCCAGCACAACAGGCACAGGCCAUUCUCGCCACCGUCGGGCUGACUCAACCGCAAUGUCGUCUGGGCCGGAUUUUCUUGGAAAAGCGAUUGAAAUCGUCAAGCGAGCCACUGAAGAAGAUGGCAAGGGUAACUUCCAGGAAGCAUACAAGCUGUACCUGAACAGCCUCGAGUAUUUCACGACAGCAAUGAAAUAUGAAAAAAACGAAAAAAUUAAGCAAUCAAUUCGCGGCAAAUUCACCGAGUAUCUUGACCGAGCAGAGAAGCUCAAGGCGUUUCUGUCCAAGGAGCAGGACAAGAAGAAGAAGCCUGUUGCCAUCGGCGGCUCAAACGGAAAGCUCAACAAGAAGGCCGAUUCUGGAGACGAGGACGAUGAAGACGAUGGAGACGGCAAGAAGAAGGAUAACUCGGAGUCCAAGAAGCUCAAGGAUGCCCUUGCAGGAGCAAUUCUGUCCGAGAAACCAAACGUCCGUUGGAGCGACAUCGCUGGACUCGAAGGCGCCAAGGAGUCGCUGAAGGAGGCCGUUAUUCUUCCGAUCAGAUUCCCACACAUGUUCACAGGCAAGAGAAAGCCCUGGAGAGGCAUUCUGCUGUAUGGCCCUCCUGGUACUGGCAAAUCGUACCUUGCCAAGGCGAUCGCCACUGAGGCAGACUCGACAUUUUUCUCGGUCAGCUCUGCCGAUCUUGUCAGCAAGUGGAUGGGCGAAUCAGAAAGACUUGUCAAAACCCUGUUCCAGCUCGCUCGCGAGAGCCGACCUUCGAUCGUGUUUAUUGAUGAGGUCGAUUCGCUUUGUGGUCAGCGCGGUGAGGGUGAGUCCGAAGCCAGCCGACGCAUCAAGACAGAGUUUCUAGUUCAGAUGCAAGGCGUUGGCAACGAUAUGGAUGGCGUCCUCGUCCUUGGAGCAACCAACAUGCCAUGGCACCUGGAUCCGGCCAUUCGAAGAAGAUUCGAGAAGCGCAUCUAUAUCCCACUACCUGACCUUGGCGCGCGGGCAACUAUGUUUGGGCUGAACGUUGGAUCGACUCCGUGCCAGCUGGAGGCCCAAGACUACAAAGUGCUGGCGGAUCGAACGGAAGGAUUCUCGGGCUCGGAUAUCUCGAUUGUCGUUCGCGACGCACUGAUGGAGCCGGUGCGCAAGGUUCAGCAGGCAACGCAUUUCAAGCCGGUCAUGGCGCCAGGCCGCGAUAAUCCUAGCGAUAUCAAGCAGUACUUCACACCCUGCUCGCCCGGCGACCCACAGGCCCAGCCAAUGACAUGGAUGGAAAUCAGUGGCGAACAGCUCCUGGAGCCUUCCCUGACGAUUUCGGACUUUGUCAAGGCUGUUCAGAACGGCCGCAAGUCCGUCAACGACGCGGACGUGAAGCGGUACAUUGAAUGGACCGAGGAGUUUGGUCAGGACGGCUGAUGUGGCCGUCGGUCGAUGUCUGCCGUGGUUGUGCGUGCAUCUCCCCUCUCUGUUUGCAGCCAAUCCAAUAAAAAGCGGAGCACUCUGCGUUUGGGCCAGGGUUGUCGUUGCCUCUCUGGCCCUGAAUACAUCCACCCGCCCAUCGCAACCAUGGCC
Molecule: messenger RNA, 1757 nt
Organism: Polychytrium aggregatum
Lineage: Eukaryota; Fungi; Chytridiomycota; Chytridiomycetes; Polychytriales
Product: P-loop containing nucleoside triphosphate hydrolase protein
Exons: 9
Coding region: 252-1601 (449 amino acids)
Biological process (GO): endosomal transport; vacuole organization
Molecular function (GO): ATP hydrolysis activity; ATP binding
Source: RefSeq, a predicted model, not a curated record